Cimex lectularius (bed bug) is the source of this 2086-nucleotide messenger RNA. RefSeq lists its product as uncharacterized. The record is from RefSeq and is a predicted model, not a curated record. The transcript has 17 exons. The coding region runs from base 320 to 2068 and encodes 582 amino acids. Lineage: Eukaryota; Metazoa; Arthropoda; Insecta; Hemiptera; Cimicidae.
AUGGAGACAUUUAUUUUUCAAAGUAUUGAACCAAGUAUGGUAUUGAACAACAAACUUGAUCAGGAUCCGUGUGCAUUCGCUGGUUUAAGACAUCUUUAAUAAAGAACGCGUUUGGCUGAAAUAUAAAUCAGCGAGAGUAGACGGAUCCAGCAAAGUCAUCAACCGUUCCAAUGGUCUCGAAUCUCAGACCAACUUUUAACUUACGAAUCAAUAAUUUAAGAAAAAAAUCCUCACUACGAUUUAACAGUACCACAAAUUUCCGGAAGAAUCACCUGGCCGCAGACUGUGUUCAAACCGUUGUCCAAAUUUCUGGUACGAGAUGGAAAAUUGCCCCAAAAAGAGGUACUGCGUCAGCCGUAUCGUCGAUUCUAUUAAAAACAUGGUCGUACGCAAAAAUGCCAACAAGCAGAAGUCCAAUCCGAAAAAAGCCGGGUUGAAGAUUAAAUUGGGCAAAAUAGAAAAUGGCUACCUUCUAGAAUCGGAUUACAAACAGUUAAACAGUUUAUUUGUUCCUGGUAAGCCCAUGUUCGGUUACGAUUAUGACCUGUUGUCACACGUCGAGGUGAGCGGAUUGAAACUAGACAGCGGGCACGAAGUCACGGUUGAAGGAGUUCUGCCGGUAGUAAAACUCAGCCAAACGAGGACAGAUGAAGGAAAAACAAUCAAGAUAAUUCAUAUCAAAGGGAGGUUUUCAAGAAAGUGUCCAUUAGCGCCUAGAGUCCGCUCUGAUAGUUUCAUGAGGGGAACGAGACUGAGAAAAAAUGGAACUCUUUUCAGACCCCCGGUUACAAUAUCGGAAUUGAGAAAUAGAUCGACCGAGCAGAAAGAGGAAGAGAAGAAAAUAAAUGUUCAAUUCACGCAAACGUGCCAGUCCAAUGUGUGCAAAUGCGUGCAAAAUUCACCUGUCAUGGUGGACAAGAGGACAUCCAUGAAUAUCAAAACGGUCCAAAUACCAAAUCAGUAUGAUGAAGAUAAUGAAGGGAGAAACCGAUUUAGAAAGAAAAGGAGACCAACUGGUUCGGCGCUGUCGUCCAACGGAUCUAUAUUUUCAACUACAGAGAAAAAUAAUAGCUUUGGACAGGUGGGCAAGAGAAUAUCACCGAAUAUCAAAAGCAAAAUUCCGGAUCAAUAUGACAAAGUGAUUGAAAUGGCAAAACAAUUUAGAAACAAAAAGAGACCCACUGGCGAAUCGCUGGUGGACAAGAGAACAUCCGUGAAUAACGAAACGGUCCAAAUGCAAAAUCAGUAUGAGGAUGAAUUGAAAAAUCAGUUUAGAAAGAAAAAGUCGUCCAACAUAUCUACAGCUUUCAGUACGGAGAAAAAUAACGAAAGCUUUGACCAGAUGGUGAACAAAUCGUACAUAGAUGCUCAAACGGGAAAGCAUGAGCAAGAUCGAAUUGAAUUGAAAAAAUCUACUCCAAAAUCGGUUAUAAUUUGGGAUGAAGAUUCUAAAAAAAUUGACCCGCAAAACUUGAUGGCAGGAAAUGAAUCCGAAAAAGAAGCAUACUUGAAGAAAGCAAAAUCACACGGAUAUUUCAAUAUGAUAAAGAACCAUUGCAACAUUUCUCAUGAUUGGAUAAAGGAAAGUUCUAAUCUUAACAACACUGACAUGGUUGAAACCAGUAAAAACUCACAUUACUCAAUUAAUUCAAAUUCAGAGUACAAAACGGUAAAUAGUGCAGAAUCUUUGGUAGAUUAUUUAUUGUUUUUUAACAAUAAUUCCCAAGAAUUGGAGAAGGAAGAAAAGGAAGAGAACUCAUUGACCCAAGAGACAAAAAUACAUGAUAAAAUCUUUAAAAAUAUUACAGAGACUUCCUCUCCGCCUAAAUCUAUUACGAUCACAAGAUCGAAGAAAAGAUAUAUCACGUUGUCCAAUGGCGAAGAGUUGGUUGAGAAAACCGGCGAUGAGAUUCUUACAGUUGACACUUCUAAUGGUGAUCAUCAAAUCGUGACAAAAGAGAAUGUGUGCAAAUUUCCUAACAACAUCUUUACCUCUGAUGACUAUUUCAACAAAUCGGAUUUCAGACUGGACGAACAACUGUCAUGGCUGGAAAAACUCACAAAAUAAAAAUACUCAUAUUUCAAA